AUGUCCUCAAAAGAAUUGCCACCCUCUACCACGCCAUUUUUCCCAAAUCAAUUCAUCACAAACCAAUUCUAUUCCAAAGCGCAAUACGUUUCGAAGGACACCGAUCUUUCUGGGAAAGUUGCGAUCGUGACAGGAGCUAACACUGGUCUUGGGCUCGAAUGUGCAAAUCAACUUCUAUCCUAUAAGCUAUCGCAGCUCAUAAUCGCAGUUCGCUCGCUGAGAAAAGGCGAGGAUGCGGCCAUACACCUGAGAAAACAAUACCCCAAUGCUAAGAUUGAGGUCUGGCUACUGGAUAUGUCUUCCUAUGACUCGAUCCAAGCAUUCGCAUCUCAGAUCGAAGGAAAACUACCACGACUGGACAUCGCCAUUUUGAAUGCGGGGAUAGCCAACUCAACCUUCAGGCUUGCAAGCACCGGGCACGAGGAGACCAUGCAAGUCAAUUUUCUCUCCACAAUGUUUUUGUCGAUUCUCCUCCUCCCUCUUCUGAAGAGCAAGUCUCCCACUGGUUCACCUGGCCGAUUAACCAUUGUGACGAGCAUGCUAUCUUUGACAGCAAAAUUUGCUCAAAAGGACAAAAUACCGCUAUUAAAGGCAUUCGAUGAUGAAAAGACCUUUGAUGGGGUCGACAUCUACCCGACAUCGAAAUAUCUGGGUCUACUGUUCCUCUGGAAACUUACAGACUUGGUAUCGGCCGAUGACGUGGUGGUUAAUUGUGUGGAACCGGGAUUUGUUAAAGGGACAUCUCUGCAGCGCGAAGCACCGGCGGCUAUCAGAUUCAUGCUUUAUUUGCUGAAGGUUACAACCGGACGAAGCAUGAAGCUUGGAGCUACCACAUAUCUGGAUGCCGCUAUCACCAAAGGAAAGGAGUCGCAUGGAUGUAUAUUGAUGAAUUGGGGGAUUGCACCAUAUCCUCCUUUGCUUUACACCGUGGAGGGGGAGAAUAUCAAGGAAAGACUUUGGCAGGAAACCCUGGAGGAGCUCAGUUUUGUGAAUGUUAAUGGGAUUUUGGAGUCUCUGGCAAAGUAG
Penicillium cosmopolitanum is the source of this 1026-nucleotide messenger RNA. Its product is annotated as putative short-chain dehydrogenase/reductase family protein. The transcript is spliced from 2 exons. NCBI's taxonomy places the organism in Eukaryota, Fungi, Ascomycota, Eurotiomycetes, Eurotiales, Aspergillaceae. The record is from RefSeq and is a predicted model, not a curated record. The coding region runs from base 1 to 1026 and encodes 341 amino acids.